Oncorhynchus tshawytscha (Chinook salmon) is the source of this 1224-nucleotide messenger RNA. RefSeq names its product protein Ycf2-like. The transcript is spliced from 2 exons. The coding region runs from base 202 to 633 and encodes 143 amino acids. Lineage: Eukaryota; Metazoa; Chordata; Actinopteri; Salmoniformes; Salmonidae. The record is from RefSeq and is a predicted model, not a curated record.
CUCAACUUAACAUAUAUCUGGCAACCCAAAGGUCCUGUAAAUCACUAUAGAUACUCUACUAUAUUUGUCUCAGUGUUUUGGGAGUUUACAGGGUGUUGGAAGAGGAACGAGAGGCAGGAUCUGAAGGCAGAAGCAGGGAAGAACUCAGACGUAUUUCAUCAGAGGAACGUAUUUCAUCAGGAACUACAACAUUCCAGAAAGAUGACAAAUGGCAGUAAGGAAGAGGGUAAGCACCUACAGGGAGAGGGUAAGGACCUACAGAGAGAGGGUAAGGACCUACAGGGAGAGGGUAAGGACCGACAGGGAGAGGGUAAGGACCUACAGGGAGAGGGUAAGGGCCUACAGGGAGAGGGUAAGGACCUACAGGAAGAGGGUAAGGACCUACAGGGAGAGGGUAAGGACCUACAGGAAGAGGGAAAGGACAUGGACCUACAGGGAGAGGGUAAGGACCUACAGGGAGAGGGUAAUAACCUACAGGGAGAGGGUACGGACCUACAGAAGGAGGGUAAGGACCUACAGGGAGAGGGUAAGGACCUACAGGGAGAGGUUAUGGACCUACAGGGAGAGGGUAAGGACCUACAGGGAGAGGGUAAGGACCGACGGAGAGGUUAUGGACCUACAGGGAGAGGGUAAGGACCUACAGGAAGAGGGUAAGGACCUACAGGAAGAGGGUAAGGACAUGGGUCUACAUGUAGAGUUUGGAUUGCUAUUUCAGAUCAACAUUUCAUCUGUGUUCCAAAGACAUUCAGUAGGUUGUAGAAAGGUUUUUUUUGGUUGAGGACUAAUGAUUAAAGAACAGCCCAACCAACUAAUAUAGAGAAAUGUCACAACUUUUCUACAUCUAACACUGCUCAUAACUGUGGUUCAGAGUUCCAGCCUCUACCCUCUCCCCCUCGCUCCUCUCUGCCCUCUCCCCCUCGCUCCUCUCUGCACUCCGGACGCUCUCCAACCCACUCCAGAGACCGAGGCCGGGUGACCUUCGCUCAGGACUGUUCCAGUGACAACACCACCUCUGAUGUGUCAACACCUGACCCGCAGAACCUCCAGCCCAACCUCCAGCCUAACCUUCAGCUCAACCUCCAGCCUAACCUCCAGCCCAACCUCCAGCCCAACCUCCAGCCCAACCUCCAGCCUAACCUCCAACCCAAUCUCCAGCCUAACCUCCAGCCCAACCUUCAGCUCAACCUUCAGCUCAACCUCCAGCCUAACCUCCAGCCUAACCUC